Molecule: messenger RNA, 1155 nt
Organism: Cornus florida
Lineage: Eukaryota; Viridiplantae; Streptophyta; Magnoliopsida; Cornales; Cornaceae
Product: F-box protein At3g07870-like
Exons: 1
Coding region: 1-1155 (384 amino acids)
Molecular function (GO): protein binding
Source: RefSeq, a predicted model, not a curated record
AUGUCAAGCAACGGGAAAGCAGCAGUAUCACACUCAGAUUUUCCCAUGAUGGAUCUUCCUUCCCCCACCAUUGUGGACAUUCUUUCCAGGCUUCCAACUCGAACGCUCUUAAACUGCUGGUGCGUUUGCAAAACCUGGUUCAACCUACUCUUAGACCCUUAUUUCAAUAGCUUUCGGCUUGCAAAAAUGCCCUACACCAGUAUCAUCAUGCUUUCUCGCGUCGGCUGUGGUUUCGAGUCUUUCGACUUAAUUGAACUUGCACAUCAAACUAACUACAUUGAUCAGCGUAUGUGUUUCCGACAUACAAAAACAUCUUACCCCGAGCUAGAAUUAAUAGGUUGUUGUAAUGGCUUGCUCUGUUUCUCGAAUGGAUAUCCUAAUGACAGUUUUUACAUUAGCAACCCAAUUUUGGGAGAAUAUGUUGCCCUUCCAAAACCCAAACCACAGACACUUGAUUUUGUGGCGUUUGGGUUUGGAUUUAGUUCUCCCACCAACCAGUAUAAGGUUGUAAGACUCGUGCUUAAAGCGGAUUGGGCUCGAGAAUCAGUGACUCAGGUUUGUACUCUUGGAACCGGUGUAUGGCGAAAUGUGGGAGAUGGUCCAAUCCCGCUUGUGGGAAAACGGUGUGGGGUUUUUCUGAAUGGGGCUCUUCAUUGGAUUGUAGGCUUUGUAGCUGAUCGUGAAAUUUCUUAUUCUAUAUAUUCGUUUGAUAUUGAGGAUGAACAAUUCCGCCCAAUUCCACUGCCUCCAGAUUUUCAAAAUAAACUGGCUUUAAUCAGUUUGGGAGUGUUGGGGAACUGUCUAUGUGUAUUUAAUAAUAGGAGCCAUCAUUCUCUUGAUAUAUGGUCAAUGAAAGAUUAUGGAGUCGCUACGUCUUGGACUAAAGAUUGCAUUUUGAGAAACACACUUCCGCUCGGGCUGCAUGCUAACACACUUUUCCCAUUCAUACUUUACCCAAUCACACUUUGGAAAGAUGGAGAGAUCUUGUUCUCGUGUGAAGGAGUAAUGGUUUCUUAUAAUCCGAAAGAAAGGAAGUUUACUCAACUCGAGGUUCAUGCAUCGAGGUUCAAACCAGUUACCUAUAUCCCGAGCUUUCUUUCACUCAAGAAUGUUCCCAUGGCAAAAUGUUUGAGGGUUGUGAAAGUCGAUUCAUAG